Molecule: messenger RNA, 3676 nt
Organism: Lethenteron reissneri (Far Eastern brook lamprey)
Lineage: Eukaryota; Metazoa; Chordata; Hyperoartia; Petromyzontiformes; Petromyzontidae
Product: polypeptide N-acetylgalactosaminyltransferase 18-like
Biological process (GO): protein O-linked glycosylation
Cellular component (GO): Golgi apparatus
Molecular function (GO): polypeptide N-acetylgalactosaminyltransferase activity
Source: RefSeq, a predicted model, not a curated record
UGUCGCGAGGAAGUUGGGUUUUUAUGUCCACGCCGGUUGUCGCUUCUCGCAAGAUUCGUGUAAAUCACGGAAACGCCUCUCUGCGGCUAGCGUACGCGACACGUAGAGUUGACGCUCAGAGGUCGGGGAAGAUAUUAAGGAGAAAGAUUGCAAGCUCCUUGAUUUAUCUUCCCAUGGCGAUGGCACGGAGGUCGAGUCUCUUGUGCGUGGCGCUGCUCGUCUCCUGCUUGGUCAACCUCUUCUGGCUCCAAAGGAACUCGGACGACACCUCGGACUCCUCCUCCACGAGGUCCAUCCGGGGGGAGGCUCCUGGUUCGAUGUUCAACAUCCGUAGGCGUUUGGAGAGCGAACCGUACACGGAACAGUUGAACGACAUCGAGAGGAUGGUGGUGAAGAUCCUGCAAGAGAUGAAGAGCGCCAGGAAUGCGCCUCAGGCGGCAGCGGGGCCGGGCGGCAGGGACCCGCAACAGGAGCAGCAGCAGCAGCAGCAGGAGGAGGAGGAGUGCGAGGGGAACGAGUUUGUGGCGCGGCCUGAGCUGCCGCUCUUCAAGGAGUGGGGGGGGCAGCUGCCCCGCGAGAGGCGCGCUGCGUGCGCGCGCUUCCUCGCCUACGGCUACAACGCCUACCUGAGCGACCGGCUGCCCCUCGACCGCGACGUGCCUGACAACCGGCCUCCCGGCUGCAGCUCCAAGCGGUACCCAUCGGAGCUGCCGGGCCUCAGUGUCAUUCUCAUCUUCUACAACGAGGCCGUCUCCAUCCUGCUGCGCGCCGUCACCUCCGCCGUGCGCAACACGCCGCGCCACCUCCUCAACGAAGUCAUCCUCGUCGACGACUGCAGCGACUUUGCCGACCUGAAGGAAUCAUUCGACGUGCAGAUUGAAGAGCUGAACCACAAGUACCCGGAGGUGUCCAUCCGCCUCGUCCGGCACGCGUCCCACAGGGGUCCGAGCGCGUCGCGCGUCACCGGCAUCCGGGCGGCCAAGGGGCCUGUGGUGGCCAUUAUGGAUGCCCACGUGGAGUUCCCUGUCGGUUGGGCUGAGCCGAUCCUGGCACGGAUCCAGGAGGACCGCCGUGUGGUGGUCUCCACGGUGUUCGACAACACGCACUACGACACGUUCGUCGUAAACCGCUACGAGUCACAGGCACAGACGUUCACCUGGCAGCUGUGGUGCAACUACAGAGAGCCCCCCCUCGACUGGAUCACCAACAAUGACCCCACGGCCCCCAUCAGGAGCCCGAUUGUGAUGGGCUGCAUGGCGGCCAGCAAGAGCUACCUGGAGGAGAUCGGCUUUCUGGAUGAAGGCAUGCAGGUGUACGGAGGGGAGAACGUGGAGCUGGGCCUCAGGGUGUGGCAGUGCGGGGGCCGCGUGGAGGUGCUGCCCUGCUCGCGCUUGGCUCACAUCGAGCGCUACUUCAAGCCGUACGCCCCGGACCUGAGCAUCCACAUGCGCAGGAACGCGCUGCGUGUGGCCGAGAUCUGGAUGGACGACUACAAGAGGAACGUUUACUUGGCCUGGAAUGUGCCUAUGAAUGGCUCCGGGAUCGACAUCGGCGACAUCUCGGAGCGCGUGGCUCUGCGCAAGCGGCUCAACUGCAAGAGCUUCGCGUGGUACCUGGAGAACGUGCUGCCCUCACUGCCACGUCACGACGACAUCGUGCAGUACGGCGUGGUGGUGAACGAGAAGCGGAGGGAGCUGUGCCUGGACCGCGGGAACCCGGCGCUCAACACGCCCAUCCUGUACUCCUGCUACGGGUACCAGCCGCAGCUGGCCGUGAGGACCUCCUCGGGCCUCGUGAUGGUCGGCUUCAACGUGGAGCAGGCGAGCGCCGGCGCCGUGUGCCUGGGCACCACCGAGGACGGCGAGCGGCCGGCCCUCGUGGAGUGCUCCUUGGCAAUGGAACUCGGACGCUUCCUCAGCUUGCAGGACGGGCAGCUGAAGACGCACGAUGGAGCCAAGUGCAUGGAGCUGAGUGAUGAUUUGGCGGAGCAUCCCGGCAGUGUCCUCCUCGUGCUGCGGCCCUGCUCCGGACAGAGGUGGAGCCUCGCGAUCUUCCACAAGAACACGUAGUCCAUCACGUAGUCCGUCACAUAGUCCGUCACGUAGUCCAUCACGUAGUCCGUCACGUAGUCCGUCACGUAGUCCGUCACGUAGUUUGUCACGUCGUCCGUCAUGUGCGCACACUUCCAUUCAGUGCGCAGUUUCUGUUCCUCCACCACCACCCUCCCCCCACCCCCCUCCAAUAUCGAUCGGCGUUUAGUACCGUUAUACCGGGCUCGCGUUUUGUUGCAAUAAAAACUUUGAAAGAAAACACACAGACCAUCGUGAAAAGAAAAAAAACCUAAACUAUUACAACUAUUUUUUAUUUGACCAGGUAAGGCCCCCACACUGAGCUAUGUAAACUCAUUUUUUCAGAAGCGAGCUGCCCAUAUCACAAAUGAUAGCCGCAAAGAAGUGGGUUAUCAUCAUCAUCGGGUGGAGAUGUAUAGCAGCAGCCAAAUAUUCUAAAAGUGUGAUGUUGAUUCUAAAUGUGGAAGGGAAAACCCGGAGUAGGACCCGGAGACAAAUCCACGCGACCACCACGGAGAGAGAGAGAUGCACUAAAUUAAAAUCUACAGCAGGCGUCAGGGGUCGGCAUAGACCCCACGACCCUCCUGCAUACCAGGCCGAGGUAGUUAACAUCUCCGAGCCACUGUGAACGUUUAAACAACGUUCAGCGCCGAACUUCCCAGGCACGUAGUUGGUCGGAACCCCCUGUCACGCUUAUUUAGAAACUCUUACGCAGUUUCUGUUCCUCCACCCCACCCUCCCCUCCAAUGUCGUUCGGCGCAUUGUUCUGUUCAGCGUAUUGUUCCAAUCGGCGUAUUGUUCCGAUCGGCUUAUUGUCUUGAUCGGUGCAUUGUACCAAAUAGCGUAUUGUACCAAUCGGCUUAUUUUACCGAUUGGCGUAUUUUACCGAUUGGCGUAUUUUACUGAUCGGAAUAUUGUACCAAUUGGUAUAUUGUACCGAAUGGUGUAUUGUACCGAUCGGCAUAUUGUACCGCGCUCGCGUUUUGUCACAAUUAAAAACUUUAAAAUAAAAUACGCAUGCGAAAAAUAAGAAUAGGUUUUUACCCUUUUUCUGGCAAUAAUACCAUGCGAAUAUUGUGGGUUUACUCUCCAACACACAGGUGUGCUUGACUAGUAACGAAUUUGACACGUUCUGUUUACUUGACAAACCUUACUCAUUGUCUGUGUGGGGUGGUGGCAGGUUUAACGACACAUUUAUAUGUAAGCAAUCUAACCCAAACAAACCUCUGAAUAAAACAAGAGUUGUGUUAAGAUGUUGAAUUACCAAAGAGAUAACUACUGCACAUCACCCGUGUGGUUCUGUAGCUUAUACAGAGUUGAUGCCUUGCAAAAAAGGUAUCGAUUCGGUGUUUGCACAUCUUAACACAACCCGUGUCUUAUUAUUAUUGCAAGAAAGUGAUAAAGCCGAUUCUUAGUUUCCAUACUUUGAACUUGGCACGAAUAGGUCCCCAGUUAUUCUCAUUUCACCGUCACGAAAUCGUAGAUGAUUUAUUUUUUUUGGGCUGUGAAUCUUCACGUCCAAACUUUUACUCAACAACUAUUUACGCAAGGCGGGGGAGAAAACUAAAAAUCGAUUUGCCAACAUCGCCCCUCCCUUCUGGAAAACC